AGUUCCCAUCGAAUUCCUCUUGUGCAUUUUUAAGAUGCUGUGCACUCCCAGUCUGAAUGCCGAGCUCUUACUAAACCGGUUAAAAUAGGAUGUCAACAAGUGACGCAGCAGAGCUGGAGCUCAGAGUCGGAGGAGGAGGAGGAGGAGAAGGAGGAGGAGAAACGCCGAAGCCUCAGUGCGCCACGACAGGAGCUGCAUGGACUACAACUGCAAGUAAACACCAGGACAACACAUUCGCUGGACUAUUCACACAAGGGUACCAGAAUUGUGGUAGAACAUCAGCUGAGCAUCACCCAGCAGUCAUCAGACAAGAAGAGGAUCGUAAAGCUGAAAGUCUAAGGAAGGACAAGGCUUAUCGUUGGGGUCAUUCAGAGGUCCAGAUCGAGAGCUCUGCUGAUUCCAUCCUCAUCACCAGCGUCUUUCUGAGACUCUCCGGACCAAGGCUGAGAUUAGAGAAGACAUCAGAGCCACGGCUGGGCCAACAUACCAGUUUGUUUGACCCACAGUCAACUGCGACCAAGCAUAGCGUCUUAAAGGUUAAUGGAAAAACUUCAUCCAGCUCCUCCAUAGAGACGACCAGCUUGUGUCCAUCAUCGGAGACGAUCCUGUUUCCAGCCAAGAAGCAGGAAGAACUCAUCAAAGUUUUUAACCAUGAUCUGGGGAUUACCAGAAACCUGAGCAGAACUCAUAUUAUUUCUAAUGGUGACACUGAAGCCUGUCAACAUAAUGGCUUGUGUAGACUUUCAUGUGAGCCACAGUCCAGACAUUGCCCUGGAUCCUUAACUGGAACUAAAACAGACGUAAAGCACCAAACAAACCUUCAAAGCCAUUCUCGUUUUGUGAACGCUGUACCCAUGUUGUCUUCCACCAUUGUAUCAGUGCUGGCUCCUCAGUGGGGUGUCCGUCCAAGGCGGGCCAAAAGGUUUGAUGGAACUGGAUAUUCAGAAGCUCAGGGGGAUUUGCAAGAAGUUGCAAAUGCGUCAUCAACUCACCAACCGGGUUUCCAGGGGACAUGGAGCCCACAUGGUGUAAACACUGUACUGACAGAUGGGUCGAACAUUCCAAGGAGAACAACAUUACUGGGCACCAGAAGUAACACAGCGGGCUGGUCGAGUAAAAGUGAUCCUUCAAGCUUGGAUUUUAAUACUAAAAAGGACAUGAUUCAGACUGUUUCUUUAGAGUCGGCUGCUUUAAGCCCCUCAGCCACUUCUCCAAAGUACUGGACCCCCUUCUCCCUUAACUCUAACGAACAACGAAACCCCCAAACGGCCCUCCAUGGACGACAACCUUCUCUUCGCUCAGAACCAAGGACGAGCAGUCUUCUUCUGUCUUUUAGAGGAUUACACUCCAAUAGUACAAAUUCCAGUCAAACUCCGGUCCUCACUGAGUCAAAGCCCUCAUCUCUGAGCAGUUCUCUCAAUAAUAACCAACAAGAGAGACUAAGGCCCGUCCACUCGCCUUUAUCUAUUUCUUACAGGACAACUGACACUGGGCCGGUCCCCUCUCCCAUAGGUUCCGCUCAUAGAGAGGGAAACACAUCUGACAAGUUUUCUUUUCUUACUUCCCCAUCAAACAGAAGUAUGAAAGACAAUUCCUUUACUCAGCAGCCUCAGUCAGUACAAAUGACCCCGACUAGCUUUGCGUCUUCUAAAUCUCUAUUGCAGGGUAAAGGUCCUCUAGAGAGGCAACAGGACUGUAAGAAUGCAGAUAACACAGACAGCUCCAUUUCUCCUACCAGAUAUUUUCAGUAUGAUCAUCCUGCAUCUUUAAAAACACAAACUCCCCCUAGGAGAACCAUCCUGAAAUCCACUUCCUGGUGGAAACAAGUUUCUCAGGAAGGCAGUCCUCCUCUGAGUGGGAAAAACAAGAAAGACUACGAAAAAACAGACUCUCCGAGUCUGACAGACAACAAAAGACCAGGUAGUUAUAUGCGCAGUAACAGUGAUAACAACAACUCACCAGAGUUGGUUUGCAAAGGUAACAUGAACCUCUCUUUAAAAACACGGUCACCUGAAUCAGAAAAGGCUGCCAACCAGCAGCAAGGCUUAAAUGGAGACAAUAGAGAACCACAAAAGCUUCAGAGUAUGCCUGAUUGUUGGUCUGCUUCUAAACUUAGCACAGUUUCAGCACAAACAAAACUAAGCCACACCAACGUCUCAGACAAGAAUGAUGAAAGAAAGACUUUGUAUACUUCACAUGCACCUUUGUUUACUCCCAUGACCUCAAAUCCACCUGCAGAUAGCAUUGAUAAACACAAUGGUUUGCAACCCAAAACCACCAGUGCUCCUGCCCCUCAAAACAACAUAUACACACAAAAGUUAAAUAAAAAAAAUAUUUUUCAGGUUUAUGCCACCACUCCCAGCACCAAACCUCCCCCUUCUCAAACCACCUCGGACCACUCCUCUGGUCCAAACACAAAAAACAACUUUUCUUUUCAGUCUAAUCAGGUUCCCUCUAACACCAAUAUUCAUUCUUCUUCAACCCAAACAUCAAAAUUUACCAGUAAAUCCAAUAUCACACCUCUUGGCUUUAAAAGAAAUUCAUCCUGCCUUCCUAAGCCUUACCUCUCCAAAUCUGUGACCAGUCUUAGUCCCACUGUAAACACUUUCAAAACAAGAGCCAGCUCCAUAUCAGCCACUCCCACCACAUCUUCUGCUACCACUUCUGGUAGUCCAUCCACCCUAAGCCCUCCUGUCGCCAUUACAUCGCCCAUCUCUAUCACGCCCUCCUCUCUCCUAACACCGCCUGCCACUCCUGUAAGUGCUAUCUCCACCUCAGAAUCUUCUCCUCCCAAUUUAAAAAGCAUAGUUUACAACAGUCUAGAAAGAGAACCCAAAAAAAAUGGAAAGAAAGACAAGCGAGUAACAUGGCUGGACUCGGUGGACAGACAUUGUUCAGACUCCAUCAGUGUGGAGAAGUCAGAUCCCUCCGAGGUUCAAGCAAAUUCUCCAGCUCCCACAAAACUCCCCCAAGGUUCCCCUUUUGUCUUCUCAUACCUAGGGUCAGGUAGUCCAGAAGGGGCUGGAGCCCCUGUUUGUGCUCCAGAUCGCAAGGUCCUCAAUACACAAGUGGGAAGAGGAGGAAAAUAUCGCUCCUUAUCAUCCGACUGUGCCGAGGCAGGGACCACGGAUCAUGACAAAAACAAGCACACAGCUGGUGAUAAACAGGGCCCUAGUACAACCAGGCAGGAACGUACACUAUCUGUGGAGUCUGGCACAGCUCAGUGUCGAUACUCCGCUCCCCUUUCCCUCCCUCCUGAUUUCCCAAGUGGGUAUAAACAUCGCUAUAGCACCCCACCUUACUCCACGCUAAUGUCUACCAGGCAGACACAAGGAGAGUUGAAGACCUCACCACAGACCUUUCCCGUUUCUCAGCCCUCUCUGGAAAAUCUUACUCCACAGCCUUCAUCGAAGGCUGGCCCGUUGGUGUCAACACACAGACCCCCCUAUUUGUCACCUAUCAGAACAUCCCAGCCAUUUUCAAAGCCCAUCCUAAGUGGAACUGCCAAGCUGGGGAGCUCAGUAGGCAGUCUUUCAGAUGCCGAUGCGGUCAACAAUAAUAAACUUCAGGACCACAUCCAGGCUGGACCAAAUUGUCAGCUACAGUUUCUUGACAACAGGGUUCAUGUAAGCUCUCAGUGUCUUGAAGAGAAUGAGGAUCACAGCUUUUCCUCAACCUAUGUAACAGAAACACUGGUUUACAGGCUUAAAUUUAAAACAGAUACAGCUACAGAAGCCGCAAAGAACACCGCACCUACAACUUCACAACAUGACACAAACACUUCUGUGGAGACCAAGGUUAAUCAACAGCCAUGCCCUAUGCAGAGUAAGGAAGCAGUUGGGCAGUCAUGCCUGCUUUCUGAUCAGAGCUCCAGUGAUGGCAGGUCAACAAAGAGUGAACUUAGUCUUGAAGAAACCAAUAACACAAGCACCAAGGAGUCUGCACUGGUUAAAAAUAGGUUUUCUUCAGUUGAGGUUAAUAAUGAACAAAGUCCUAAGAAAAGCCCGUUUAGUAUAAAGAGAAGCAUCAGCACACCCAGCUCUAGUUUGUCAAGGUCAGAGUCGGAGAGGGUCUCCAAGAGUUACAGCAAAGUGGACCAGAUGUUCAACAAGCUGAAGCAAAAGCUCAGCUCCAGACGAACUGAAGAUGACUCGUCCUUCCUAUGGAAGUGGAAACGGACUUCACAAACACCUUCCGUCAGUGGAUCAAGUGACAUGAGCGAUGUCAGCGCAGACAGUACCAGAACUCUGGAGGAUCGAACGCAGGAGAAAGAGAUGGUGCUUAAAGAGAGUGCAGUGAAAACUGGGGACACAAAAAAUGUAAAAAGUGACAAUAGAUACACUCUCAUACAAGCACCGUCUGAUGGAGAAAAAAAGGCAGAAAAUGAUUUGUCCAUUUGGUCAGAGAGUGCCGUUCAAGGAAAUAAAAGAGAUGAUCAAAGUUCUUGUGUUCAUCUGACAGUCCAUGGACCAGCUGAACAGUUUGACUUGUAUGAAAACAAUGGGACGCAGCACACAAACCAGUUCCUCCCCUGUUCGGAUCAUAGCGUUGAUGGCAGCCUCAGUCCUAAUGCUGCUUAUCCAAGUCAGUGCAAGAGAUCCACACCCAGCCCCAGGAGUCCCUUCUCGCCAUUUCCCUCUCUUUCUCCUGUUUCCCCUUGUUCCAGUGCAGAGGUGUUUGAUGACAAUGUUUUCUUCAGUCCAAAACCUCCGCGCCGCCGGGAAUCUUCAUCUCCAUUUGAGACCGGAGAAGGACUCAGAUUAGGAUUCUCAAGAAGGAGCCGGGCAUCCAUUGGUCCCCCCACUCCAAGUCCAGUAAAGGAUAAGGAACCCUUUACAUCCUCAUAUGCAGAUUUAAAGUAUGGCAUUGAACCGGGGAGAUCUUUUUCUGUCAGCUCUGUCCUCUCCAGUCGACCCGCUCGGCCUGGACGGAUUUCUACGGGAAACAGGUUCAUGAGCGUGGGGGACCUUUCCCAGCCCACUCUGUCUUGUGCAAGUAAUGCCAGUGAGUUCUUGACACCCAGUGAGAUGGGACAGCUUUGUUCCCAGCCUGACUGUGAUCCUCACAUGUCACAUUUCCCCAGCGAUCCUGCAGUGAGAUCCAGAUCUCUCCCUCGGUCCUUGACUCAGUGCUUGGCAAAGUGGAGCUCAGGAGUGCCUCCUUCUCAGUCUGGCACCAGCACUGCCUCAAAGCCACGUCGUCUUCACAGCUCCAGCGUCUGUGACUUUUCAUGGGAUACAGAGGGUCCGCCAACCCCUCCUCCAACACCUCCCCUCUCACCAGUAACCAGGCGCAUGUCCAAACCUCCGAGCCUUCCUUCCCCCACAUUUCCCAGCUCACCAGAAAUGGUGCACCAAGUGGACAGCCAGCCUUCCAGAGCCCAUCGCCCCUCCCAGGGCUAUGUGUCCAGCCUUGACACUUUCGACGAAUCUUCAGACAGCAGCUCUGACACUACGACAGAUGAUGAGUAUUACAUAGACUCGGAGGAGGACGGAGACAGGGAGACGGAGCUGUGAAAGGAGUCCAGACACAAACAGGAAACAUUAAACUCAUUGAAAAAAGAGAGACAAAACUUUUGUUUGUUUUUACAUAAUAACUUGUUUAUCCUCAUGUUCUUGUUUAUUCUGCAACAAAGACAUGAUGGCAGCUGGGACAAAGAAACACCCUGCUGGAUGCGCUUCUUACAAUGUGUGUAUGCAGUGAUGGCAAGAAGUGGAGAUACUGCAUGAGCAAGCUGGAUACAAUCAUAGCUUUAGGUGCAUUGUUCAUUAUAUUGUCUUUGAAUGCUGCUCUGCAAAUUAUAAAUACCAAAUGGUGAUAGAUUUUAACAUUUAAAGUGUUGUGGCAUGGUUGAGGUGUCCAGUACUUUUGAGUAUACAUGUGGUUAUUUUAAAAGAACAAAGCACUCUGUAAGGUUAAGCUUUUGGCUCGAGCUCUAUCUUCAGCUUUGCAUUUCAUUCUGUGAGGUGACAGUAAGUACAAAGUCUGUGUGCAUAGUAUGCUGUCAUGUGACGUUUCAUGAUCUCUUAUUGUGUUUGACCAUUGAAGGGAGUAAAAAUAACUGUUUUUGUAAGAAUUUGAAAUGGCUGUACAUAUGAGAGUUGUACACUGGAAUUGAAUUAAUUAAUAUUUUCCAUCUAACACUCCGCUCUUAUUUGCACAAUGACAAUCCUAAAUCUUAAUAUAUCUGUUUUAUAAAUAAAUAAGAGUUUUCUAACAAA
Messenger RNA from Fundulus heteroclitus (mummichog), 6221 nucleotides. RefSeq names its product mucin-12. Lineage: Eukaryota; Metazoa; Chordata; Actinopteri; Cyprinodontiformes; Fundulidae. Bases 90 to 5516 code for a protein of 1808 amino acids. The transcript is spliced from 5 exons. The record is from RefSeq and is a predicted model, not a curated record.